Messenger RNA from Miscanthus lutarioriparius, 1254 nucleotides. Lineage: Eukaryota; Viridiplantae; Streptophyta; Magnoliopsida; Poales; Poaceae. The record is from the annotation of a GenBank genome assembly.
AUGGCCAACAGAGUCGCCGUCGCCAGCGUCAUCGCCGCGGUGGGCAUCGUGGCCGUGAUCGGCACCAUCGCCGCGGUGACCAGCACCAACAAGGUGGACGACAACGACGCCGCCGGCAUGUACUCCAGCGUGGAGCUUUCCACGGUGUGCGCGUCCACACUGUACCCGCAGAAGUGCGAGCAGAGCCUGAAGCCCGUCGUGAACAACACCUCCGACCCGGAGGACGUCCUCAAGGCCACGCUCAACGUGGCGCUGGACGAGGUCGCCUCCGCCUUCCAGCGGUCCGCGCACAUCGGCAAGGGCGCCACGGACAACCUCACCAGGAAUGCCAUGGACGUGUGCAAGAAGCUCCUCGACGACUCCACCGAGGACCUCAGGGCCAUGGCAAGGCUCAAGCCCGAGGACGUGGUGCGCCACGUCAAGGACCUCCGGGUCUGGGUCUCCGGCGUCAUGACCUACGUCUACACCUGCGCCGCCGGAGGAAGCCAAAGCUCUGAACGCCACCCUGGCGGCGCCCAGGGAGAGGACGUCCUCGCCCUCCAGAAAAAGCUGGGCGUGUCGCCCGAUGACGAGACCGAUCACGCUGCCCGGCGCAACCUUCUGUCGACCGAGCUCGAGAGCAUCGCCAGCACGUCCGCCGAGGCGAACCGCCAGCUUCUCGCGGCGGAGGAGCUCCCUGACGAGCUAGCCGGCAAGCGCGAGCUGCUGUCCCGGACGCUCAUGGGGAUCGACGAGGCGGCCACCGAGGCCAAGCGCCAGCUUGAUGAGGCAACGAUGGAGGACACCAUGUCCGGCGGCCAUCCUGAGCACAGGGGGCCUCCCCCCCGGGAUCCGCCAAUGCUCAUCGGCACGUUCGACGAGAUCCAAGACGGGCGCAGCCAGGUGCCGCCCGGCGACUUCCCCAAGUGGAUGCCGGCCACCCAGCGGAGGCUCCUGCAGCUGCCCAGCCUGCAGAAGCCCAACAAAGUGGUGGCCCCGGAAGGGAGCGGCGACUUCAAUACCAUCACCGAGGCCAUUAUUGCCGCCGUGCCCAAGACCUUCGAGGGCCGCUUCGUCAUCUACGUGAAGGCCGGCGUGUACAAGGAGUACGUCACCGUGCCCAAGGAUAUGGCCACACAGCCUCGGCGACGGAGCACGGGAGCGGCGUCGGUGUGUGGCGGUGCGUGGGCACCCGCCUGCUUGAUGCCAUCACACCGGCCAUCGAGCGCUAACUUGAUGCCAUCACACACCGGCCAGAGGAUACAGGUUCACUAA